AUGUACCAUUCACAAAAUGUCCGGGGUUUUAAACGGGUGGACCGGCACAAAUGGAUGAGCGGUUGGAGGGUACAAAGUAAAAGAACCAAUACCAUUGCGUGGGGUUUACAAGAGACACACAUUGAUUCGGAGAGCGCGGCCCAAGAGGCAGCAGACUCGUGGUCAACCAACUGGGGUGCGCAAUAUUCGGACUGUCACACGGAAUCAUCAUACUGGAGCGUUAGCGCCGAUAAGACCGGGGGAGUAGCCAUCCUACUCGACCCGCGUAAGCAACAAGUGUGCCAACGGUGGCACCCGGAGCUGUGGUCUAAACGGGUGAUAGCAGUCAUAGUCGACUCCAUCUUGCUUGUCAACGUAUAUGCUCCUAAUGACAGACAGGAGAGGGAACGUCUAUUCCGUCUCAUGCGGGAAUGGCCAUGGCCUCAAUUAGAGGUGGUGCUCUUUGGCGAUUUUAAUUGUGUCCAGAGUCCCCAUCUCGACAGAUUGGGAGGUUUGCGGUCGGGACGUCCCGAAAGCCCGGAGUUGGAGACAUUACUUCAAGCUUUAGGACUCGAAGACGCUCAGACUCUGGCGGCUUCGGCAAUGGAGGACGAAGUACCGGAGCCGGUGGAUUACUACACAUUUUGGAAUGCACGGUCGGCCAGCAGGAUUGAUCGAUUUUAUGUAAACACGUCGUGGACAGCGGUCGUCCAGCAGGUACAAGUACAACUGCCUGUGUUUCAUUCUGACCAUCAACAAAUUAUCUUGCAAGUUGCGGUCGGUGGACCGCGACGGAACCAAAGAAAUAAAACCCAGCCAGUUCACUAUCCCAUUCGAACGCAGACGCCAGCGCGAGUCCACGACGAGCUUAGCGGAGUUAAUACGUCGGGAGGUCGGACGGGAAGUCAACACGAGGACAUGGGACAAAGCGGUUCUCGACUGCGGCUCAAGUAUCCGUCGAAUAACGAAAAAGGAAACGCAGAGGGCACGUCGAUUCCGACAGAGAAUCCAGGCUCAGGCCCGCACGCACCUGCUGACGCGAAAGAGUUUCAUACAGACAAUUGA
Peronospora farinosa is the source of this 1044-nucleotide messenger RNA. NCBI's taxonomy places the organism in Eukaryota, Oomycota, Peronosporomycetes, Peronosporales, Peronosporaceae. The record is from the annotation of a GenBank genome assembly.